UGCUGAAGGUUUUGGAACCUCCACUGAAGUAAUCAGUGACAAUAACAGGAAGUGUCCAGAGGAGCGGCUCGUUUUGCUGACCGCUGGACUGAACUGGACUCAGAGCUCGUGCAGGUUCACGCUGAGCUGAGCUGAGCUGAGCUGAGCUGGGAGAGCAGCUGGAGUUUAAACUGACUGAUAUUUUUCUCUCUGGAUUAAAACAGAAACCAGCUCAGCUGGAGGAGCUUCGUCAGAGGAUGAUCCACCCUGUCUGGAGGCAGAUGGCCUUGACUUUACUUUGGGCAGGUUUCCUGGGCCUGCAGUUCAUCCUCAGUGAGGCUGAAGAUGUUAAGGAUGUCCACCACAGUCCGGUUCUUCACAGACAAAAGCGAGAAUGGAGGUUUAACAUAUUGCUUGCUUUUGAGGAAAUACCACCCCAAAAUCUUCCACAGCUAAUCGGACAGCUAUUAAACACCCGUGCAGGCGCCAAUACUCAGUUUAAAAUCUCUGGAGAAGGAGUGGAUGGAGUGAAUGACCUCUUUACUGUGAAUAAGGCUGGAGAGAUCUUUGUUAUGGCCACUCUGGAUCGAGAGAAGAAAAGCUCCUACAAACUGAAAGCUCACAUCUUUAACACCAUCACCAAACGGCCCCUGGAUGACGACAUAGAAUUCACUGUAAAGGUACAAGACGUUAACGACCACGCGCCAGUCUUCUCUGAGACCUACACUGGAUCCAUCAGGGAGCGCUCACGCCAAGGAGCUGCAGUGCUGACUGUUACAGCCACCGAUGCAGAUGAUCCAACAUCUCCCAACGGAAACAUCAACUAUGAGUUGUUAAAUGGAACAGAAUAUUUCAGCAUUAAGAGUACCACAGGUGAAAUCACGGUUCAGGAUAACAAACUGGACCGUGAGACUCAAAGUCAGUAUAAACUGGUUGUCAAGGCCUCAGACUUACCUGGUUUACCUGGAGGACUCAGUACAACCACCACAGUGACCAUUAAUAUAAACGAUAUCAAUGACAACAUGGCAACCUUCAAAAAAGAAACCUUCAGCUUUAGCGUGAGAGAGAACGAGAAUCCACAGUUUACAGUCGGCACGUUACCUGUGGAGGACCGAGACGAGAAGCAGCACAAAAACCCCAGAUUUACUGUGCAGAACUUUAAUGACGUCUUCUACGUGGAACCGGAUGACCAAAAUGACGGAGCUCUGAAACUCAGAAAGAGCCUGGACUAUGAGACCACUUCAACGUACAGCUUUAAAGUGGUGGUCACAGAAGACGGCGUGGCUCAGCCUCCAGAUAAUCAGGGAUCCAUGCUGACCACUGUCCAAGUGCACAUCACUGUGAUUGAUGUUGAUGAACCGCCGGUCUUCAGCAAGGCGGAGUACACCUUUGACGUCCAAGAGGGCCCGAUUAGAAAUAAAGUCAUCGGCUCCGUCUCAGCCAGAGACCCAGACAAGGCCAACUACAGGAUGAAGUACUCCAUCAGGGGGCUCAACUGUCCAUUGGAAAUAGACGAGAAUACAGGUCAGCUUGCCCUGAAGAAAGAACUGGACCGAGAAACAGAGGCCACACACCUGUGUGAUGUCACAGCACAGGAAAUAUCUCCAAGCGGACUAAAAGGGUAUACGAUUGUCAAGAUAAAGGUUCUGGACAUCAACGACAAUCAGCCGGAACUGACCAAUACGAGCACCAUUUACAUCUGUGAUAACGAUAAAAAUGGAACGAUCAUUGGAACGAUCGGGGCCACCGACAAGGAUGAAAACCCUGGACCGUUCCGGUUCAUUCUGGCAAAAAGGAGCUCCAACUUCUCCCUCCAUGACAACCUAAACAACACUGCCACCAUCGUGUUGACCCAUCGAGACCUUAGCAUGGACACCAUAAAAGAAAACUUUCUGGAGAUUGAAAUCUCAGACGGACAUCAGAAGAGCAUCAACAAGUUAGACAUCCGAGUGUGCACGUGUCGGAAGGACCGUCAGAUUGAGUACUGUAAGGCCUACACCCAAACCGGGGUCAGCAUCAGCGCCCUCAUCGCCAUCCUGCUCUGCAUCGUCACCAUCCUGGUGAUCGUGAUCCUGUUUGUGUUGAGGAAACGUUAUCAGAAGGAGAACCUGGUCACUCUGGGGAAACCGGCCGGGGAGAUUCACGAGCAGCUGGUGACCUACGACGAGGAGGGCGGCGGAGAGAUGGACACCAACGGCUACGAUGUUAGCAUCCUGUCUUCGGCCUGCCACGGCAGCAGCCUGCGGCCGACCCCGGCACCGGCCGUGUACGCCGUGGCUAAGAAGCCUCCGGCCUGCAAAGGGGACAUGGCCAUGAUGAUCGAAGUGAAGAAGGACGAAGCAGAUCACGACCGCGACGGGAUUCCCUACGACACUUUGCACAUCUACGGCUACGAAGGCACAGAGUCCCUGGCCGGAUCUCUGAGCUCUCUGGAUUCGUCAUCAGUUGCGUCCAACCUGGAUUACGACUUCCUGAGUGACUGGGGGCCACGUUUUAGGACCCUCGCUCAACUUUACGGAGUGGACGGGUCCGAUUCGGACAGCUCGUACUGAUCUGGGAACAGCAGAAACACCGUCUUAAGGCUAAACGUCAUCAGUUCCUUCAGGAUAAACCACAGUAGGAAGGCUCGGAUGGCGGAAUUGGGUUCUUCUGCUUGUUUUUUCCUUUGCCGGCAUCCGUUUGCCAGAGUUUGUCCUGCUCGUUUAUGAUUAGAGCAGCAGCACCACUGCAGUAUAGAGUUUAUAUUGAGUGUUAAAUGAAGGUGCUGUAUGGAUAGGGGUUCAAAACAGCUCAAAAAAGUCCAUUUUCGUAGCACUGUCUCUGAAAUUAUACCUUUUAUUUGAUCAUAUCUGUGUUUAAAAAGGUUAAAAAGCCACACCAACAAUUUUCACAUAGGAAAAUAUAAAUAUUAACCCAUUAAUGUCCAUAUCUGAAAUGUUAAAUAUCCUCAGGUCCAUUUGUUUGAGCUUGCCUGAGCACAGAUCUCAAGAAAUUCUUCAAAUCAAUCAAGCUAAAUGGCUUAAAAGUCAACUUUUUUUAUUUAACAUUAAAUUUAGUCUUUUGGUCACUGAUUUUUAACAAAACAAUACAAAUUUGAUUGUGAACAGAAGUAUGAACAUUAUAUGUGAUCAGAAAAAAUAAAAUUAUUACUGUUAGAUGUUCACUCAAGUAUAACUAUAUAUAUACCAAUCAGAGCAAAGAUUUUUCAUAUUAUCGUAGUUGUUGGACAUAUAAAAGUGGGUAAUGUAAAUAAAAUAAGUAAUUAAUUUAAAUGUUACUUAUAAUAUAACAAUAUAAAUUUCAAUAUUAGUUAAACAACAUUGAAACCAAUCAACAUAUAAUGAGGUGAAAUUUAUCAUUUCUGUCCAUUAUUUUUUAUUGUGUGGUCCAAAAGUGUGAGAGCACUAAAACACAAUCUUUGAAAUUUUAAACUGAAUUUCAGAAUUUCGUAGUAUUUGGUGGUGUGUCCCUCAUGCGUUAACUCCAAAAGUGUGUGUAAAAUCCACCUGAGAGGCGUCUGAAAUCGAGCUUCACUGGAAGAGAUCAGACUAAAAAACAAAUCUGACCUUUUUGUUCAAACACCUUAAUGUAUGAUGAUGUCACAAAUCUGUUUAAAGGGCCCAUAUCAUGGAAAACUGAAUUACAACAAACGCUCAAGACGCACCGUUCACUCCUCAGUCCAUACAAUCCAUACAGUCCAUGUAUGGAAACUAAACUGCAAAAACAACAUUCACUGUUUCUGUGAUGUCACAAGAACCAGCUCAUUUACAUAUAUAUCCACCUAUUCAGCCUACAGCACUUUAGCCCCGCCUACUCACACUGAAGUUCUAGGGAGUGUUUCAGCUCUGAGCGCUUGUUAAAUGAGACACAAUGCAAGGCAGCCAAUCAGAACAGAGCUCAUUUACAUGUAUCAGUCUUAAAGGCACAGUAACAAAAUCAACCUGUUUAAUUCUAAAAAAUAAAUCGUCGCUGUCCAGU
Messenger RNA from Colossoma macropomum (tambaqui), 3957 nucleotides. RefSeq names its product cadherin-5-like. NCBI's taxonomy places the organism in Eukaryota, Metazoa, Chordata, Actinopteri, Characiformes, Serrasalmidae. Bases 237 to 2531 code for a protein of 764 amino acids. The transcript has 12 exons. Gene Ontology annotation, cellular component: bicellular tight junction; adherens junction; catenin complex. The record is from RefSeq and is a predicted model, not a curated record. Gene Ontology annotation, molecular function: cadherin binding; calcium ion binding. Gene Ontology annotation, biological process: calcium-dependent cell-cell adhesion; vasculature development; cell morphogenesis.